CUUGUCGCACACCAUGGCGGCCCCUCCACAGCCACCGCCGCUUCCGGCACCGCCCCGGAAGUGCCGCCGGCCGGCCCCCGCUGUUUUCCGCUGCCGGGUGGCGCCGCGCGCUCCGCGGUGCCGCUGCCCGGGCACCAUGAGGGAGGCGGAAAUCAGGAGGCUUCUGGCUGCCAACCUCCUUUGCGCUCUGUCCGUCGUCCUGGCCGCGGUUGUCCCGGCUUUCUUCCUGGACGGAUUCAGUGUCCUGGGAACGCACCUCACGUGGCUGUGUGUUUGUUCUGUUUGUGUUGCUACCCUUAAUAUAAUCUUGCAUUUAGUCCUUAAACCAAAUCAGUCUCCUAAGAGACGUUUCUUUGCUCACAAGAUAUCCAGAUUUCUAAAAUGCUGUAUAUACUUUUUCAUGUCUUGCAUACUAUUUCAUGCGAUUAUUGUUCUUUAUGGAGCACCUCUCAUAGAGUCAGUGACUGAGACAUUUUUGUUUGCAGUUCUUCUGUCUACAUUUACUACUUUACAGUGCUUAUGUUUGCUGGGACCAAACAUACAGGCAUGGAUACGGGUAUUUAGUAAAAAUGGAGCUGUGUCCAUCUGGGAGAGCAGUCUACAGAUUACUUCCAUGUGCAGUCUACUUGGAGCUUGGUUUGGAGCAUUUCCUAUUCCUCUUGACUGGGAUCGACCUUGGCAGGUAUGGCCCAUUUCCUGUUCCCUCGGAGCUACCUUUGGCUAUAUGGCUGGUCUGAUUAUUGCACCUCUGUGGAUACACUGGAACCGGAAGCAGCUCACAUACAAAAGCAGAUAACGAGCAAAAAGAGACAAGGUAUUUCUUUGUGCAGAUUCCAUACAGACUGUGCAAAAGUUGGGGUUUUUAAAGAUAUAUAUAUAGAUAUAUAUAUAUAGUCAAAGCAGAAGGCUGUCCAAAUUCAGUUAGAGUAUUUCAGGCCAAGCAUCUCCACUCAAUAAAAUCACACAGAUGCCAUUUCAGCGUGGUGCAGUUUUUGCUUCCUCUAGACUGUGUAACCCUGAGAGAUUGUACCUUCCAGUCUGAAUAAAAUAUUUGUAACAGA
This is a messenger RNA of Cyanistes caeruleus (blue tit), 1061 nucleotides long. RefSeq names its product phosphatidylinositol glycan anchor biosynthesis class F (gene PIGF). Gene Ontology annotation, cellular component: endoplasmic reticulum membrane. Gene Ontology annotation, biological process: GPI anchor biosynthetic process. NCBI's taxonomy places the organism in Eukaryota, Metazoa, Chordata, Aves, Passeriformes, Paridae. The record is from RefSeq and is a predicted model, not a curated record.